CGCUGUCACAUCACUGUUGAAAUGUAAAGUUAUCUUUUUUAUUUCCAGAAAACCAACACAUCAAAUCAGUCGAGGGGGUUGGGAAAAGGAAGCAGCUUUCAAGAUGGGUGACGCUCUCAUGGCGGAGUUUGGGGGUGCAGCUACUUUCCUGAGAAAAUCAGACAAGGAGCGCCUGGAGGCUCAGACCCGGGUUUUCGACAUGAAGAAGGCUUGUUUUGUGCCUGACGCAGCGGUGGAGUACGUCAAAGCCAUGGUUUCCAGCAGAGAUGGUGACAUGGUCACUGUUGAAACUGAGGAAGGAAAGACGGUAACUGUAAAGGAGAUAGAUGUCCACCCCAGGAACCCGCCUAAGUUCGAUAAAAUCGAGGACAUGGCGAUGUUCACCUUCCUCCAUGAACCCGCUGUGCUGUUUAACCUCAAAGAGCGCUAUGCAGCAUGGAUGAUCUACACCUACUCCGGGCUGUUCUGUGUGACUGUCAACCCCUACAAGUGGCUGCCAGUGUACGAUAAGCAGGUGGUGGCUGCCUACAGGGGGAAGAAGAGGACUGAAGCUCCUCCUCACAUCUACUCCAUCUCUGACAACGCCUACCAGUACAUGCUGUCUGACAGAGAAAACCAGUCCAUCCUUAUCACCGGAGAAUCUGGUGCAGGAAAGACCGUGAACACCAAGAGAGUCAUCCAGUACUUUGCCAGCAUUGCAGCUGCAACUGGCAAGAAGGAUCCGAGUCAGGAGAAAAAGGGGACUCUGGAGGAUCAAAUCAUCCAGGCCAAUCCUGCUCUGGAGGCUUUUGGAAAUGCCAAGACCAUUAGAAAUGACAACUCCUCCAGAUUUGGUAAAUUCAUUCGGAUCCAUUUUGGAGUCAGUGGAAAGUUGUCCUCGGCCGACAUUGAGACGUAUCUGCUGGAGAAAUCUCGUGUGACCUAUCAGCUCAAGGCUGAGAGAGAUUACCACAUUUUCUACCAAAUUCUGUCCCAGCAGAAACCAGAACUGCUGGAUAUGCUCCUGAUCACCAACAACCCCUAUGACUACCAAUAUAUCUCCCAAGGAGAGACGACUGUGAAAUCCAUUAAUGACUCAGAGGAGCUGAUGCUUACUGAUUCAGCUUUUGAUGUGCUGGGCUUCACCCAAGAGGAAAAGAAUGGCAUUUACAAGCUGACCGGUGCCAUCAUGCAUUAUGGAAACAUGAAAUUCAAACAGAAGCAGAGGGAGGAACAAGGAGAGCCCGACGGCACAGAGGAUGUUGACAAAGUAGCGUAUCUCAUGGGCCUAAACUCUGCUGACCUCAUCAAGGGACUGUGCCACCCGAGGGUGAAAGUAGGCAACGAGUGGGUCACCAAAGGCCAAAGCGUGCAGCAGAUCAACUACUCCAUUGGUGCUCUGGCCAAGUCAGUGUACGAGAAGAUGUUCUUGUGGAUGGUGAUAAGAAUCAACCAGUCACUGGACACCAAACAGCCUCGCCAGUACUUCAUUGGUGUGUUGGACAUCGCUGGAUUUGAGAUCUUUGACUUCAACACCUUUGAGCAACUGUGCAUCAACUACACUAAUGAGAAGCUGCAGCAGUUCUUCAACCACCACAUGUUUGUGUUGGAGCAAGAGGAGUACAAGAAAGAGGGCAUCGUGUGGGAGUUCAUUGACUUUGGCAUGGACUUGGCAGCCUGCAUUGAGCUCAUUGAGAAGCCCAUGGGCAUCAUGUCCAUCCUUGAAGAGGAGUGCAUGUUCCCCAAAGCCAGCGAUUCAACAUUCAAAGCCAAACUGUACGACAACCACCUGGGUAAAAGUCCUAACUUCCAGAAGCCCAGGAUUGUUAAAGGGAGACCAGAGGCUCAUUUCUCCCUGGUUCACUAUGCUGGUACCGUUGAUUACAACAUCGGUAACUGGCUGGUGAAGAACAAGGACCCACUGAAUGAGACUGUAGUUGGGCUCUAUCAGAAGUCCACGCUGAAGCUACUGGGUGUGCUGUUUGCUGGGUAUGCCGGCGCAGACUCAGCUGCGGACGCAAAAGGAAAAGGAGCAAAGAAGAAAGGUUCUUCCUUCCAGACUGUGUCUGCGCUGCACAGGGAAAAUCUGAAUAAGCUGAUGACCAACCUCAGGUCAACUCACCCUCAUUUUGUGCGGUGCAUCAUUCCCAAUGAGUCCAAGACUCCCGGGGCGAUGGAGAAUCCUCUGGUCAUGCACCAGUUGCGCUGUAAUGGCGUGCUGGAGGGCAUCAGGAUCUGCAGGAAGGGAUUCCCCAACAGGAUCCAGUAUGGAGACUUCAAGCAAAGAUAUCGCAUCUUGAACCCUAACGCUAUCCCUGAAGGGCAGUUCAUUGACAACAAGAAAGCAGCAGAAAAGCUUUUGGGCUCUUUGGACAUCGAUCAUGAGCAGUACAGACUGGGACACACAAAGGUGUUCUUCAAAGCUGGUCUGCUGGGUGUUCUUGAGGAGAUGAGAGAUGAUCGUCUUGCUCUCAUCAUCACUGGAAUUCAAGCACGAGCCAGAGGACAUCUUGCCAGGGUUGAAUUCCAGAAAAUAGUUGAGCGCAGGGAUUCCCUACUGGUAAUCCAGUGGAACAUCCGUGCCUUCAUGGGGGUCAAGAACUGGCCCUGGAUGAAGAUGUUCUUCAAGAUCAAACCCCUGCUGAAAUCAGCAGAGACCGAGAAAGAGAUGGCAAACAUGAAAGAGGAAUUCACAAAGCUCAAAGAGCUUUACGCCAAAAGCGAAGCCCGCAAGAAAGAGCUGGAGGAAAAAAUGGUGACCCUUCUCCAGGAGAAGAAUGACCUACAGCUCCAGAUGCAAUCAGAGCAAGACAAUCUCACAGAUGCGGAGGAGCGCUGCGAAGGCCUGAUCAAGAGCAAGAUCCAGCUGGAGGCCAAAUCCAAAGAGUUGACAGAGCGACUGGAAGAUGAAGAAGAGAUGAAUGCAGAGCUGACUGCCAAGAAGCGGAAGCUGGAGGAUGAGUGUUCAGAGCUCAAGAAGGACAUCGAUGAUCUGGAGCUGACUCUGGCUAAAGUGGAAAAGGAAAAACACGCCACUGAGAACAAGGUUAAAAACCUGACGGAAGAGAUGGCAGCUUUGGAUGAAAUCAUCGCGAAGCUGACCAAAGAGAAGAAAGCGCUUCAGGAGGCUCAUCAGCAAACGCUGGAUGACCUUCAGAGCGAGGAGGACAAAGUCAACAGUCUCACUAAGGCCAAAGUCAAGCUGGAGCAGCAAGUCGAUGAUCUUGAAGGAUCUCUGGAGCAGGAGAAAAAAGUGAGAAUGGACCUGGAACGGGCCAAAAGAAAGCUGGAGGGAGACUUAAAGUUGACCCAGGAAAAUGUGAUGGAUCUGGAGAAUGACAGGCAGCAGCUGGAGGAAAAACUCAAAAAGAAAGACUUUGAAAUCAGCCAGCAGCUCAGUAAAAUUGAGGAUGAGCAAGCCAUGGGGUCUCAGCUUCAGAAAAAACUGAAGGAGUUACAGGCUCGGAUUGAGGAGCUGGAAGAAGAACUGGAGGCCGAGCGAGCUGCCCGAGCCAAAGUGGAGAAGCAAAGGGCUGACCUGGCCAGGGAGCUGGAGGAGAUCAGCGAGAGGCUGGAGGAGGCCGGAGGAGCCACUGCGGCCCAGAUCGAGAUGAACAAGAAGAGGGAGGCCGAGUUCCAGAAGAUGCGGCGAGACCUGGAAGAGGCCACUCUGCAGCACGAGGCCACCGCCGGUGCGCUGCGUAAGAAGAACGCAGACAGCGUGGCUGACCUCGGGGAGCAGAUCGACAACCUGCAGAGAGUCAAACAGAAGCUGGAGAAAGAGAAGAGCGAGCUCAGGCUGGAGCUGGACGAUGUGGUCUCCAACAUGGAGCAGAUCGUCAAAGUCAAAUCCAACUUGGAGAAACUGUGCCGCACUCUGGAGGACCAAGUGUCUGAAUACAAGACGAAAUCCGAUGAGUCCCAGCGAAGCAUCAAUGACUUCACAAUGCACAAGGCAAAGCUUCAAACUGAAAAUGGUGAGAUCCUGAGGCAGCUGGAGGAGAAGGACUCCCUGGUCUCCCAGCUGACCCGAGGGAAGCUGUCCUACACUCAGCAGAUUGAAGACCUCAAGAGACAGCUGGAGGAGGAAGUAAAGGCCAAGAAUGCGCUCGCCCAUUCCGUGCAGUCUGCCCGCCACGACUGUGACCUGCUGAGGGAGCAGUUUGAGGAGGAGCAGGAGGCUAAAGCCGAACUCCAGCGCGGCAUGUCCAAGGCCAACUCCGAGGUGGCUCAGUGGAGAACCAAGUAUGAAACUGAUGCCAUCCAAAGGACCGAGGAGCUGGAAGAAGCCAAGAAGAAACUAGCUCAACGCUUGCAGGACGCUGAAGAAGCCGUUGAAGCUGCCAAUGCCAAAGGCUCGUCCCUGGAGAAAACCAAGCACAGGCUGCAGGGUGAGAUUGAGGAUCUCAUGGUGGAUGUGGAGAGAUCUAAUGCCGCUGCUGCAGCCCUGGACAAGAAGCAGAGAAACUUUGACAAGGUCCUUGCUGAGUGGAAGCAGAAGUAUGAGGAGUCCCAGACGGAGCUAGAAAGUGCCCAGAAAGAGGCUCGCUCACUCAGCACUGAACUUUUCAAACUGAAGAACUCCUACGAGGAAUCUCUGGAUCACCUGGAAACCAUGAAACGAGAAAACAAGAACCUUCAAGAGGAGAUUUCUGACCUGACUGAGCAACUUGGUGAGGGAGGAAAGAGCAUCCACGAGCUGGAAAAAGUCCGUAAACAGCUGGAGCAGGAAAAGUCUGAGAUACAAACUGCUCUGGAGGAAGCCGAGGGUUCCCUCGAGCACGAGGAGAGUAAGAUCCUCCGGGCUCAGCUGGAGUUCAACCAGGUGAAGGCGGACAUUGAGCGCAAGCUGGCCGAGAAGGACGAGGAGAUGGAGCAGAGCAAGCGUAACCACCAGAGAGUGGCGGACACUCUGCAGAGCUCCCUGGAGGCGGAGACUCGCAGCAGGAACGAGGCUCUGAGACUGAAGAAGAAGAUGGAGGGAGAUCUCAAUGAAAUGGAGAUCCAGCUGAGCCAGGCCAACAGGCAGGCGGCCGAGGCUCAGAAGCAGCUCAAGGGAGUCCAUGCGCACCUGAAGGACUCCCAGCUCCAGCUGGACGAUGCUCUCCGUGGCAAUGACGAUAUGAAGGAGAACAUUGCUAUCGUGGAGAGGCGCAACAACCUCCUGCAGUCUGAGCUGGAUGAGCUGAGGGCUCUGGUGGAGCAGACUGAGAGGGGUCGUAAGCUGGCUGAGCAGGAACUGCUGGAUGUCAGUGAACGAGUCCAGCUGCUGCACUCACAGAACACUAGCCUGCUGAACCAGAAGAAAAAGCUGGAGAGCGACACCACUCAGCUUCAGGGUGAGGUGGAGGAGGCGGUGCAGGAGUGCAGAAAUGCCGAGGAGAAGGCAAAGAAGGCCAUCACUGACGCAGCCAUGAUGGCAGAGGAGCUGAAGAAGGAGCAGGACACCAGCAGCCACCUGGAGCGCAUGAAGAAAAACAUGGAGCAAACCAUCAAAGACCUGCAGCACCGUCUGGAUGAAGCUGAACAAAUAGCCAUGAAAGGUGGCAAGAAGCAGAUCCAGAAGCUGGAGAGCAGGGUGAGAGAGCUGGAAAACGAGGUGGAUAUGGAGCAAAAGAAAAGUAGUGACUCUGUGAAAGGGAUUCGCAAGUAUGAGAGACGAAUCAAAGAGCUAACCUACCAGACGGAGGAGGACAGAAAGAACCUGAGCCGUCUGCAGGACCUGGUUGAUAAACUGCAGAUGAAAGUGAAAUCCUACAAGAGAUCUGCAGAGGAGGCUGAGGAACAAGCCAACGGAAAUCUUGGCAAGCUGCGCAAGUUACAGCAUGAGCUGGAGGAGGCGGAGGAAAGGGCUGACAUCGCGGAGUCCCAGGUCAACAAGCUCAGAGCAAAGGGUCGAGAUGUUGGAUCUAAGAAAUCCCACGAAGAAGAGUGAAGCUGCUCACUAGGCCUUUGUGGAUAGAUCAUCUCAGCAUCGUAGUUGUUCUUCAUCCUUCAUGCAACAUGAGUGGACUAAAGAAUAAAUGAGUUGUGAAUGCACCA
Molecule: messenger RNA, 6021 nt
Organism: Cololabis saira (Pacific saury)
Lineage: Eukaryota; Metazoa; Chordata; Actinopteri; Beloniformes; Belonidae
Product: myosin-6-like
Exons: 38
Coding region: 104-5914 (1936 amino acids)
Cellular component (GO): myosin complex
Molecular function (GO): ATP binding; cytoskeletal motor activity; actin filament binding
Source: RefSeq, a predicted model, not a curated record